AUGUUGACUUCUCUUCUCCUAUUUUCAGCACCCAUUCUUCUAGUCAUCGCCGAUGCCCUUCUUCCUUCGGCCCUACUAUCGGCUUCGCUUUCGCUUAAUUUACAACCUCUGUCUUCUCAUCUAAACAACUACGACUUCCGAUCCUCACUCAUCGAUAUCCCUCUCGUAUCCAUCAUUCGAUCAGCCAUUAUAUUAUGUGUUUAUAGUUUUUGCGACGGUCCGAGGCUAUCGAGGGGGCCAUAUUUAGGAAUUGCCGCUAUAUGUUCGGUGUUAUCGCUCUUGUUCGUGUCAUUGAAGGCUGCUUAUGUUUUUAGUGACGGUUCGAGCAUCGAUCGCCGCGGAUACGGUUACUCUCGAGCCGUGGAAGUGACCUUGUUCGCGUGUUCAUUUGGGUUGGCAAUUGGGCAUGUAAUUGUGGCGUAUAGGACUAGUUGCAGAGAGAGGAGAAAACUUCUAGUUUACAAAAUUGACAUCGAAGCUGUCUCAGCAUGUAAGAUUGGAUUUCCAAGACAUCACAAAUCACUCAAAGGUGGAAGAGCAAAGCCAAGACAAAAACAAAUAUCAAAACCCCAUUUUUUCCUUAAUCAAAUUCAGUUUUCCAAGAGCCAGGUUUCAGAUUUGUCCAAAGGAGAUGUGCAGCCUGAUGAGGAAAGAAGUAAGGAAACACAGUAA
Molecule: messenger RNA, 672 nt
Organism: Fraxinus pennsylvanica
Lineage: Eukaryota; Viridiplantae; Streptophyta; Magnoliopsida; Lamiales; Oleaceae
Source: the annotation of a GenBank genome assembly